Gasterosteus aculeatus aculeatus (three-spined stickleback) is the source of this 706-nucleotide messenger RNA. It is a transcript of the gene uqcc4, whose product is annotated as ubiquinol-cytochrome c reductase complex assembly factor 4. Lineage: Eukaryota; Metazoa; Chordata; Actinopteri; Perciformes; Gasterosteidae. The record is from RefSeq and is a predicted model, not a curated record.
CGGAAGGACUUCGAGGUUGCACCGCGUUUUGUUACGUGACCUCAGCCGGGUGCGUUUUGUAAGAAAACCCCUCCGGUUUAUUUAACCUGCCGGCGGGUGUCCUAAGAUGACCAGUCGCCCCAGAUGUCUUCACCCACAGGACGCGUGUUCGCCGGCCUGAUGCGCGCUUCUCUCGGUCGAGCGGUUUUUCUUCACAAGGCCGCUCCGAUAUCCGGAGUGAACCCUGUGCGUCCCCUAGCGCUGAGCUCACAGGCAUCGGCGGAGUCCAAAGAUGGGGAUAAAGAGGUCAAUGAACCCAUCAAGUUCUCCACCAGUAAAGCCAGUCACCGGACAUGGAAAGUUGAGAGCUCUUUGGGGAGCCAGUACGAGCGGCCCUGGUGGAAAGUUCUCCCCAUCAGCCUGGGUCUCACCGGCUUCCUUCUGUGGUGUGCACUGAGAGCCCAGACAGACAUUGACGUAGAGCUGGAGAAGCACCUGUUCGAGCGUCUGCCUGGCUUACUUUCUGAUGACGUGGAGGACAAACCUCAAGAGAAAUAAAUGAGCAAAAUGUGGACCGUGUUUAUGUCGAUAUAUUUAUUGUGAACUGUCAGGCAAUCCUUUGCCCAACCACUAAGGUGCAGCACCGAUGCCAUCCAAUGUAACCGAACCCAGAAGCGUUCCAUUUUCUUUUGCAAUUCGUUCUACAUUAAAGAUGUAAACCCCUGGA